Molecule: messenger RNA, 714 nt
Organism: Prunus armeniaca (apricot)
Lineage: Eukaryota; Viridiplantae; Streptophyta; Magnoliopsida; Rosales; Rosaceae
Source: the annotation of a GenBank genome assembly
AUGUGUUCUUUGCUUCAACAGGCAGUGACUGGCCCUCUAGGAAACAAAGUGGAAGUUCAAGAUCAAUCUUUUGCAGAGCACAUGCUAGAACAAGCAAAUGCCCUCCAAGCAAGGAAUCCUAAUAAUGAUCCUUACUCAAACACGUACAAUCCGGGGUGGAGAAAUCAUCCUAAUUUCAAGUGGAGCAACAAUUCAAAUGUGCAACAAUCUCAAGGACCUCCCCCAGGAUUUCAAAUACAACAGAGGCAAUUCCAGCAAGCUCCCCAACAACUACAAGAGCAAAGGGGUGAUCAAAUGGGAGAAUUGCAAGAUAAGUUCAAGAAGUUCAUGGGGCAACAGAUGCAAACCAAUCAAAUUCUUCAAAAUGCAGUGAACAAGCUAGAAGUGCAAGUUGGGCAGAUUGCAUCCUCCUGGAGCAAUAGAGCAUCCGAAACUUUCCCAAGCCAAAUUGAGGUGAAUCCAAGGCAUCAAGAGCAUGCUAAAGCAAUACACAUCUUGAGAAGUGGUAAACAAGUUGAUAACAAAGUUGGAGAUGCCAAUGAAGAGCAAGAAGAUGGAGAAAAUGUGGAGAUCAUUCAACCACCACAUGGGCAGCCCAUAGCUUCCAACAAACAGUCCCUCAAUCCUUCGGGAAUGGAGUGGUUGGUGUAUUGCAUAGUUUUAGAUUGGAUUUCACUCAAAACCCACCAAAUGACUCCUCUCACCAUAAUAUGA